Brienomyrus brachyistius is the source of this 3815-nucleotide messenger RNA. RefSeq lists its product as uncharacterized. The transcript has 12 exons. The record is from RefSeq and is a predicted model, not a curated record. Bases 34 to 3486 code for a protein of 1150 amino acids. Lineage: Eukaryota; Metazoa; Chordata; Actinopteri; Osteoglossiformes; Mormyridae. Gene Ontology annotation, molecular function: zinc ion binding; protein binding.
ACGAAACUGAAGCCUGUCAGUGUUCGUGGUAAAAUGGCAGAAGCCAGUUCAGCACUGGAUCCGAACCAGUUCAGCUGUCCAAUCUGUCUGGAUCAACUAAAGGAUCCAGUGACUACAGCCUGUGGACACAGUUACUGUAUGAACUGCAUUAAGAGCUACUGGGAUCAGGAGGAUCAUCUUGGAGUUUACAGAUGCCCCCAGUGCAGACAUACUUUCAUACCCAGACCUGUUCUGUACAGAAACACCAUACUGGCUGAAGUGAUAGAGAAACUGAAGAAGACUGGACUACAAACAGCUACUCCUGCUGACCAUUAUGCUGGACCUGGAGAUGUGGAGUGUGACGUCUGUACUGGGAGAAAACACAAAGCUGUCAAGUCCUGCCUGGUGUGUCUGGCCUCUUACUGUGAAUCUCACCUCCAGCCUCACUAUGAGUCUCCAGCUUUUAAGAAGCACAAGCUGACUGAUGCCACUGGACAUCUGCAGGACAAGGUCUGUUCCCAGCAUGACAAACCCCUGGAGGUCUAUUGCUGUACCGACCAACAGUGUAUCUGUUAUCUUUGUACGAUGGAUGAACACAGAGGCCAUGAUACAGUCUCAGCUGUUGCAGGAAGGACGGAGAUACAGAAACAAAUGCGAGAAACACAGGAGGAAUUUCAGCAGAGAAUUCAGACGAGAGAGAAGGAGCUGCAGGAGCUGAGAGAGGCUGUGGGCUCAUUCAGAAGUUCAGCACAGUCAGCAGUGGAGGACAGUGAGAGGAUCUUCACUGAGAUGAUCCGCUCCAUUGAGAGAAGACGCUCUGAGGUGACAAAGCUGAUCAGAGAUCAGGAGAAGGGUGCAGUGAGUCAGGCUGAGAGAGACAUGGAGAGACUGAAGCAGGAUAUUGAUGAACUGAAGAGGAGACACUCUGAGCUGGAGCAGCUUUCACACACAGAGGAUCACAUCCAUUUCCUCCAGAGGUGCCAGAGUCUUCCUGUUGUCCCUGAAGCUGGAUUUGGACCCAGAAUCUCUGUCUAUCCACGCCGGUCUUUUGAGAACGUGAGGAAGAUGGUUUCUGAACUGAAAGAUCUACUGGAAAUUAGUUGGGAAAAGAAAAUGGCUGAGAUCCAUCCCACAGUUACCAAAGACGCGAUCUCACCGGUAUUAGUGCCCAGGACCAGAGCAGAAUUCUUGCAAUACUCCUGCCAGCUGACGCUGGACCCCAACACAGCAAACAGACGCCUGUCUCUGUCAGAGGGGAACAGGAAGGUGACACGGGGGGCAGAGCAGCCAUAUCCUGAUCAUCCAGAGAGAUUUGACUGGUGGCCCCAAGUUCUGUGCAGAGAGAGUCUGACUGGUCGCUGUUACUGGGAGGCUGAGUGGAGUGGAGAAGAAGCCUGGAUAGGAGUGACUUAUAAAGGAAUUGGGAGGAAAGGAGACAGUGUUAACUGUGAACUUGGAGCCAAUGACAAGUCAUGGAGUCUGUGCUGUGAUCUUGAUUGCUACUCUGUCUGUCAUAAUAAUAAACAUACUGUCAUACCUAUAGAGCCCUCAGGCUCCCGCAGAGUAGGAGUGUAUCUGGACCAGGCGGCUGGUACUCUGUCCUUCUACAGAGUCUCCUCUGAUGGACUGACCCUCCUGUACAGCUUCACCUCCUCAUUCACUGAACCCCUCUACCUAGGGUUUUGGGUUUAUACAAACUCCUCUGUUCUGGCCUCAAUCCAAAACCACAUCUACUGCAAAUCAUACCUACUGCAGAAGCAGGAAGUUCCUCUCACUCUCACACACAGACGACUGAGAGAGAAAACGAAACUGAAACCUAUCAGGGUUUCUGGUAAAAUGGCAGAAGCCAGUAUUGCAGUAGAUCCGAACCAGUUCUGCUGUCCAAUCUGUCUGGAUCAACUGAAGGAUCCAGUGACUAUAGCCUGUGGACACAGUUACUGUAUGAACUGCAUUAAGAUCUGCUGGGAUCAGGAGGAUCAUGCUGGAGUUUACAGAUGCCCCCAGUGCAGACAGACCUUCACACCCAGACCUCUUCUGUACAGAAACACCAUACUGGCUGAAGUGAUGGAGAAACUGAAGACUGGACUACAAGCAGCUACGCCUGCUGACCAUUAUGCUGGACCUGGAGAUGUGGAGUGUGAUUCCUGUACUGGGAGAAAACGCAAAGCUGCCAAGUCCUGCCUCGUGUGUCUGGUCUCUUACUGUGAAACUCACCUCCAGCCUCACUAUGAGUCUCCAGCUUUUAAGAAGCACAAGCUGACUGAGGCCACCGGACAUCUGCAGGACAAGGUCUGUUCCCACCAUGACAAACCCCUGGAGGUCUACUGCCAUACCGACCAGCAGUGUAUCUGUCUGCUGUGUGUGAUGGAUGAACACAGAGGCCAUGAUACAGUCUCAGCUGCUACAGGAAGGACAGAGAUACAGAAACAAAUGGGAGAAACACAGAAGGAAUUUCAGCAGGGAAUUCAGAUGAGAGAGAAGGAGCUGCAGGAGCUGAGAGAGGCUGUGGGCUUAUUCAGAAGCUCAGCACAGUCAGCAGUGGAGGACAGCAAGAGGAUCUUCACUAAGAUGAUCCACUCUAUUGAGAGAAGACGGUCUGAGGUGACAAAGCUGAUCAGAGAUCAGGAGAAGACUGCAGUGAGUCAGGCUGAGAGAGACAUGGAGAGACUGAAGCAGGAGAUUGAUGAACUGAAGAGGAGACACUCUGAGCUGGAGCAGCUUUCACACACAGAAGAUCACAUCCAUUUCCUCCAGAGGUGCCAGGAUCUUACUGUCGUUCCUGAAGCUGGAUUUGGACCCAGAAUCUCUGUCUAUCCACACUGCUCUUUUGAGAACGUGAGGAAGGUGGUUUCUGAACUGAAGGAUCAACUGGAAAAUGUUUGUGAAAAGAAAACAGCAGAGAUCCAUUAUACAGUUACCAAAGACACCGUCCUAUCAGCAUUAGGGCCCAGGACCAGAGCAGAAUUCUUACAAUACUCCUGCCAACUGACUCUGGACCCCAACACAGCAAACAGCCUCCUGUCUCUGUCAGAGGGGGACAGGAAGGUGACAUGGGGGGCAGAGCAGCCAUAUCCUGAUCAUCCAGAGAGAUUUGACUACUGGACCCAAGUUCUGUGCAGAGAGAGUCUGACUGGUCGCUGUUACUGGGAGGCUGAGUGGAGUGGAGAUGCAGCCUGGAUAGGAGUGACUUAUAAAGGAAUCAGGAGGAAAGGAGAGAGUACUGACUGUGUGCUUGGAUUCAAUGACAAGUCAUGGAUGCUGCGCUGCUCUCCUGACAGUUACUCUGUCCAUCACAAUAAUAACCAGACUGACAUACGCAUAGAGCCCUCAGGCUCCCGCAGAGUAGGAGUGUAUCUGGACUGGGGGGCUGGUACUCUGUCCUUCUACAGAGUCUCCUCUGAUGGACUGACCCUCCUGUACAGCUUCACCUCCUCAUUCGCUGAACCCCUCUAUCUAGGGUUUUGGGUUUAUAAAAACUCCUCAGUGUCCCUGUGCAUGCUGGGGUAGCUCACUGUGUGUUGGAGGAAUCAUUUUUACCUUAUCAGAGUGUCACAUGUCGCUGCUUCUCCGUGGCAAAAAGGUAAAAUCUCUGCUUUUUAACCAGUAUAACCCUUUUUACUCUGUCUGAAGUGUGACGUAUGUUAGACAAAAUAAGUGACUGGGUUCAGGAAACUGAACAAACAUGCAAAAUGACUGUUUUUCUCUCCGAUUAAAAUAUAAUGAAAUGUAAUCCUGAUUGGGGGGGUUCCCCUCCGCUGUAUUUGUACAUUUUAUAUAUUUCUGUAUGUAUAUUGUAUUUGUUACCUUUACACUGACAAUAAAGGCUUCAUAUUCUA